AACCAUAGAGCCAACUGAAACUGAUCAUAAUAUAACAAAAUCCAUCUGAAAACAAACUACUUAAAAAGACUUUUUAAAAUUAUUAGGAUCCCAAGAUUGUAAUAUAUCAAGAAAUGGCAGCAAUGAACUCAAGUGUAUUGGCAUGCAGCUAUGCAGUAUCAGGCAUUGGUGCAUCUGAACUCACCUCAAAACAUGCCUCUAUGGCUUCCCCAUCAGUUCAGAAAUGGCCAGUUAUUAAGGCUCAACAGUCCAAAGUGUUGGAUUCAGAAGCCAACAAGAACCAAGCUGGAAGAAGAAUUGCUCUUCUUGGCUUAGCUGCUGCCCUUUUCACCGCUGCUUCCUCCAACUCCUCAGCCAAUGCUGGUGUCAUUGACGAUUAUCUUGAGAAAAGCAAAGCCAACAAGGAAUUGAAUGACAAGAAGAGGUUGGCCACAAGUGGUGCAAACUUUGCAAGAGCAUACACAGUUCAGUUUGGCACAUGCAAGUUCCCUGAAAACUUCACCGGCUGCCAAGACCUUGCCAAGCAAAAGAAAGUGCCAUUUAUAAGUGAAGACUUGGCCUUGGAGUGCGAGGGCAAGGACAAAUACAAGUGCGGUUCUAAUGUGUUCUGGAAAUGGUGAAGCAUAUGAAGACUUUUGUAGUCUUACCAAAAUGUAUCUACUUUGACAGUCAGAAGUAAUUACCAUCCAUUUUCAUUUUAAUCUUUAUUAAACUUCCCAUUGAUUACUUUUC
This is a messenger RNA of Nicotiana attenuata, 732 nucleotides long. RefSeq names its product photosystem I reaction center subunit N, chloroplastic. Gene Ontology annotation, biological process: photosynthesis. The record is from RefSeq and is a predicted model, not a curated record. Bases 114 to 620 code for a protein of 168 amino acids. Gene Ontology annotation, cellular component: chloroplast photosystem I. Lineage: Eukaryota; Viridiplantae; Streptophyta; Magnoliopsida; Solanales; Solanaceae. The transcript is spliced from 3 exons.